AUGGGUCACUACGGACUCGAAUCGAAAGAUGGCAGGGACAUUGUCAUUGUUAUAGUUGUUCUGGGAUGGGUUUCAUUCUUCUCUACAAUCCUUCGGCUUGCAUCUCGGAAAAUGAGGAAGAUCAACUUCGGGCUGGAUGACUAUCUCAUGUUGAUUGCGAUGUCCAUGGUGAUCGUAUCGUCGAUAGUUGUUAUCUUAACUGUCACAAAAGGAGGUGUGGGACUUCAUGCGAUUACUAUAGAAGAAGCAGGAGGGUUGGGACCACACACCACUUAUGUCCCUUUUCCAGAUAUCGAGUUUGUGCUGAAGAUGAUUAUCGUCUGUCAAGCACUCUACGGAGUAGGUCUCGCCCUUGUCAAAACCUCGAUGAUGGUCCUCUACUACAAGCUUUUCGGCUCGAAGCCGAGUAUGCGAAUUGCUAUCUACGUGACAGGUGCUAUUGUAUGGGCCUGGGCACUGAGUAUUGUUCUGGAGUCUUUUCUUAUUUGCCGACCGAUCGAGUUUAACUGGAACCCAACGCUGCCGGGCGGCAAAUGCGGAAAUCGGAAUGCUGCCUUUGUGGUAGCCGGGGUCUUGAACAUGGUCACCGACUUGAUGGUCAUGUCACUGCCAGUCCCGUAUAUCUGGACGUUACAGCUACCGAUUGGCCGAAGAGUUGGUUUGAUCGCAGCAUUCUUGCUAGGACUCUUCGUCAGCGCCAUUAGCAUGGUCCGCGUGGUCAGCCUCAUGCAUAUCAGUUUCGCCGAUGUGACAUAUACCUUGCCCCUUCCUUUGAUGUGGAGUAUUGUCGAAGAGCAACUCGCCAUCGUCGCUGUCAAUCUGCCCCUCCUCCGUCGUGUUUUGUCUUCGGUACUUCCUGCAAACUGGCUGGGUUCAUCAGGACGUGAGAUGGCCUCGAGUUCGAGAAGGGCUGGUGGCAGACGGAAAUCUACCCAAAACUAUUCUCUUACUCGCAUGGACGUGGGUACCAACAACAGUGAAAUUAUAUCGGAGAGGACGAAGCCCAAAGGUCAGAAUAUCCAGACAACUAGGUGGAGUGACGACGAUAUAGAUGGACAGUCAGAUACUGAGUUGGCGUCGAACGGAGCAACUCCUGAUGGAAUUCAAAUGUGGAAAGACUUUCGGGUAGAAUCCACAAGAUGA
Molecule: messenger RNA, 1143 nt
Organism: Penicillium lagena
Lineage: Eukaryota; Fungi; Ascomycota; Eurotiomycetes; Eurotiales; Aspergillaceae
Exons: 5
Coding region: 1-1143 (380 amino acids)
Source: RefSeq, a predicted model, not a curated record